Messenger RNA from Westerdykella ornata, 2030 nucleotides. RefSeq names its product sporulation protein-like protein RMD1. The transcript is spliced from 2 exons. Bases 145 to 1701 code for a protein of 518 amino acids. Lineage: Eukaryota; Fungi; Ascomycota; Dothideomycetes; Pleosporales; Sporormiaceae. The record is from RefSeq and is a predicted model, not a curated record.
CAUCCCCAGUUGCACCAGCUUUCUCGCUCCAAUUAUUCGUCUUCAUGAUUCCUGGACCACUUUCGCUUGACUAUGCACGCCGUAUAGCCUAAGGCCGAUGCCACGGACGAUACCCUCCCUCACCCUUUCCUCCCUAUACGCAAAAUGUCCUCCAACUCCACCGAACGGACACCGUUGAUAUCAUCCUUGUCGCAGGGUUCGGCUUCUAGCACACAAGUCCCACAGAAGCCACAACGGAGCGUAACAUUCAACCCUACGGUAUUUUCGAGUAGCCCCAGACAGUUUUCGGUCGCCGAAACCACCGAGUCCUCGUCAUACCCAGCCAGCCAUGGCGGACCUCCAGUGUUAUCGACCCUCAACAAUAAAUUGAGGAGAAGAAAUAGCUCCGGUGCCCCUGCAUGGCCACCGCCUGCGCCUCUUCCGAAGUUGGGGCCCCAGCGUACGACGAGAACUGCACAGAAGCUAAAGCUCUUACCUGAUACAGCGCUGGGAGAGGGGGCGGAGGACGAGGAGAGUGGUCGGGAUGUCUAUGUACAGUACACUCGCAUCAAAGAUCCAACAGCGCGAAGAGAUGCUGCACGCCUUGGAAAGGCAGACCGUGAACGGUUACCGAGGGUAACGGCAUAUUGUACAGCCGAUACUUACCGGCUGGAUGACCUCAUGCGCUACUUGAAGGGCAAGGCGAGGCUUAGAGGAGCGCAGCCUAAGCGGUUUGAUGAAUGCAUCUAUUCUCCAUACAACUACGGCCGUAGAGGGGCAGAGGAAGUGGUGAGCACAGCAGUUCAGGAUGGUUGGUCCACAGAGCGCCCAAGGAGGUUUUCGGACAGUGCAAUAGAAGUCGAUGUUCAAAGCGAAAGACGAAGGGAAGAUCUUAUCGACCUACAAGAAGGGGAGGGCGCAAUUAACGAGAUAGAAGACGGAGAGGCCUCAUCUCGACCGCAUCGACCCUCACAGACGCACUCAGAUUCCGACCCUAGCUUGAGCACCGCAGACUUUGAUACCAUUGUGCACACACCGGAGGUGUUUCUGUUCGAGUAUGGCACCAUUGUCAUAUGGGGUAUGAGCGUUCAAGAAGAGCAACGGUUUCUCAAGGAGAUCGCCAAGUUCGAGGUGGAUAAGCUGGCGAAGAGCGAUGUCGAAACGGAAGAGUUCAACUUUUACUAUACACGCGAAUACCAGGCGCGUAUCUACAACGACUUCAUUAGUUUAAGGGACAAGAAGAAUUACAUGACCAAACUGGCCAUCAGCCAUGCCUUGUCGCAGAGCGUAAAGACGUCCUUGUAUGAGGCCCUAUUGGACGACACUAUCGAGAAGACGAAGGACAUUCCCCAACAGAUAUCAAACACCGGAAAGGUUGACCUGAAUAAGAAGCAGAUCAACAUGCGAAUUGGGGAGCUGUUCAUAUUACGGAUCAAGAUCCAUCUUCAGGGGUCUGUGCUAGAUGCACCGGAACUUAUGUGGGCUGAGCCGCAGCUGGAUCCUAUAUAUCAAGCUGUCCGCAGUUACCUUGAGAUGGAUCAGCGCGUCCGACUCCUAACAGAGCGCCUAGACGUCAUAGGGGACCUGCUCAGUGUGCUCAAGGACCAGCUCACAGUGACACAUGGCGAACUCCUUGAGUGGGUUGUCAUCUUCUUGAUCUUCGUGGAGGUCGUCGUGGCGGUUAUCAAUAUCGUCGUUGACCUCCAAGCGGCUGGCGGUUGAUGCACUUUCGGCGGCUUGUAUCUACUCCCAAUGCUUCUCUUGUAUUGUAUUAUGUAUGGGAACUAGAGGCCACCAGCUCCAAAUUGUGUAUAUACUCUUCGGGAGAACGGAGCUGGUUGCUACAAGGGAUUAUUACCUAGUCGGCGGUGUUCUUGGGUCCAUGGAUGGCUCACAUGGACGAAACAGCAGCGCAUGUGCGCUCUUUGGUAGAAAUUGCCCCUGUCGUGCCGGGCACGAUCGUUGUGCUACGUAGUCACUUGCUUGUGAGUGGCAUGACUUGAUUACAUUGAUAAAUGUACACAUUUUCAUCAAUCGGUCAUAAUGAAAGC